GAUAUUUGAGCCAACAGAGAACGAGACCAAGCAAGUCUUUCUCAGUUCACAAAUCACAAACAUUAAUAGUUGGUAGAUUGUACAAUCUACACGCAAUUCUGAUUUGACUUCCCAAAACCCAAAAAGUACAGCCCUCCACUUCAAACCCGCUGAAUUGAUUUAGCCUACUUUGACAGGUUUUUUUCCUUUUGUCCUUUCGUUUUUAAAAUUAUUAAAGAAAAGAAGAAAAACAACCCCAGAAACUCCCUUCUUCUCCUUCUUCUUCUUCUUCUACUUAAGCAAGGCUGCAGUCGACAAAAGCUUGCUUAAAUUGUAACAGGGCAGCUCAUAUAAAUAUCUCUCUUUUUCUGCCAUCUUUCCAUUACAACUUUCUUUUCUUUUAUUAUCUCACUCUCAAAAAGGAAAAAAAAAAAAAAAAACCAAAAGAGAGCUUCCCCAAAGCUGAGAAACUCAGACAUAUGCACAAGUGCUUCUCUCUCUUUUAAAAACGUUGUGUUUGUUUCUUUCUUGAAACUGGGGUUUUAGUUCUCAACCAGCCAACCGUACUUAGCCUAGAAAGCAAGCUCCUUUCUCUCUCUUUUGUUGUUGGCUUGAGUAGUGCACUUAAAAGCUGAUCAAACAGGAGCAUUGAAAGCCAAAAAAAGGAAAAAGAAUUGGGCUUUGAACAUAAGGAAUGGUGCGCUAUCAGCGUUAUAAUCAGUUGAAAAAGGGUGGAGAUGAAGAAGCAGGGACCAUUGUUCUUGUUUGGACAAACCCUGGUUACUGCAGGAGAAGGAGGCCUAAACUUUUCUCGUUCCUCAUGCUUUCUCUUCUCUCUUGUAGCUUCUUAUUGGCUCCUCACUUCUUUAGUUCUUAUUUUGCUUUAUCUCAUCUCUAUUCAUUUGGUGUGCAAAAUGAAGGCCUUCCCGGUGAUAGGGAUGUAAAUACUCCUCUUUGCUCUUCAAUCUCUAAUGGUACAAUUUGCUGUGACAGAAGCCAUUUUCGUUCUGAUAUUUGUUUUAUGAAGGGUGACAUAAGAACACACUCUUCCUCGUCUUCAGUAUUCCUUUAUUCACCAAAAAGCAGCAACGGUUUCAUCAAUUAUGUUUCAAGGAUGGUUGAUGAUGGAGAAGAAGAAGAAGAUGAUGAACUUCAACAUGAAAAGAUCAAACCUUAUACCCGAAAAUGGGAAACAAGUGUGAUGGACACCGUUCAUGAAUUGGACCUUAUCUUAAAGAGAGAGAAUUCGGGUGUUCGCCAUCCUUGUGAUGUGAUUCAUAAUGUUCCAGCUGUUAUCUUCUCAACUGGAGGCUAUACCGGCAACGUUUAUCAUGAGUUUAAUGAUGGGUUCAUACCUUUAUACAUCACUUCACAGCAUUUUAACAAGAAGGUUGUGUUUGUCAUUCUUGAAUAUCAUAAUUGGUGGGUUAUGAAGUAUGGUGACAUCCUUUCACGUCUCUCGGAUUAUCCAACAAUAGACUUUAGUGGAGACCAUCGAACCCAUUGCUUCACUGAGGCAAUUGUUGGUCUGAGGAUCCAUGAUGAGCUCACUUUGGACUCUUCAUUGAUGAGAAGCAAUAAGAGUAUCGUCGAUUUUCGGAAUCUUCUUGAUAGAGCUUACUGGCCUAGAAUUAGAGGUUUGAUUCGGGUUGAGGAACGAGAAGCACAAGAGAAGAAAAUCUCCUUACGUCCAACAUCAGGGUCUGCAUUAGAUAUUGGAAAAAAGGUGAAACACCAAGCAAGUAGACCAAAAUUGGUUAUCUUGUCUCGAAAUGGUUCUAGAGCUAUAACUAAUGAGAACAUUUUGGUGAAAGCAGCUGAGAAAAUUGGGUUCCAGGUUCAUGUUCUGAGGCCUGAACGAACAACAGAAUUAGCAAAGAUUUAUAGGACACUUAAUUCAAGUGAUGUCAUGAUUGGCGUCCAUGGUGCUGCUAUGACUCAUUUUCUGUUCAUGAAACCUGGCUCUGUUUUUGUUCAAGUUAUUCCCCUAGGAACAGACUGGGCAGCUGAGACAUACUAUGGGGAGCCCGCAAGGAAGCUUGGUUUGAAAUAUAUUGGCUACAAAAUCACGACUAGAGAGAGCUCAUUGUUUGAUGAAUAUGAUAAAGAUGAUCCUGUUCUAAGAAAUCCUUCGAGUAUAACUGAAAAAGGUUGGGAAUACACUAAGAAGGUCUAUCUUGAAGGGCAAACUGUAAAAUUAGACCUGAGAAGAUUUCAGAAGCGGCUGGUUCGUGCUUAUGACUAUAUCACUAGAAUCCACGGACAAUCUUAUCUCCAUUCACAGUAAUUCUCAUUAUGUAACAUAAUUGAAAUGUGAUUAUUACUUAUUCUUUACACUUCAUUAUUAUUUGAUUUAUUUGAUCAUAAUUUGUAAACCUUCGUUUGUAGAGAUUACCCCUUCUUCUACUUGUCUGUUUUGUACAGCUGGCACCACAAACCAUGACAAAUAAACUUCAUUUUGGUAAACGCUAAUCGGCCAUUCAUGAGUUGCAACCUCUCUUUCAUAUUCUGUAAAACUUUCGUACUUCAUAUUGUUUAGCCUAAUGAAAUUUUAUACCAAUUAUUUGUAUAUAUUGACUAAAAUAUUUACAGCUUGGCAACUAUGUGUUUGCUUUUAAGGCUUUGGUUUCAGGGAAUUUACUCCUUGUUAUAAAUUGCUGAUACUUGUUCAGAUUUCAUCCAUUAAAUAAUGGGUUACUCUCUUAUUUCUUCUGCCAACUUUUAUGUCCUUCCUCUCAUGGUAUCAAUUGGCAUUGCAAAUCAUCUUGUCUGAUAUUUAGGCCAGGAAGGUAGCAUUUGUGACACCUGCUAUGUUUUUGACUAUAAAUUUCUUUAACUAGUGCAUGU
Molecule: messenger RNA, 2826 nt
Organism: Durio zibethinus
Lineage: Eukaryota; Viridiplantae; Streptophyta; Magnoliopsida; Malvales; Malvaceae
Product: xylan glycosyltransferase MUCI21-like
Molecular function (GO): glycosyltransferase activity
Source: RefSeq, a predicted model, not a curated record